CUCUCUUUGACACACUUAUCUACCUGCGUUAUCAGUAAGCCGCUACCUAAGCACACCCUCUUCCCCUGAUCACGGUGAAUCCAUGUUCAAAGCGUGGACAACCGUCGUAUCUCGUUGCAUUGUCCUCAAGUAGUAUCGCAUGUGAUACCAGCGAGGAGCUCUAUAUUUAUUUAUCUACCAAGCUCGUCUUUCUCCUUUGUAUGCUGGAGAUCGGGAAGUAUCUGAACACAGUCAAAUCGUAUCAAAGAUUAACUAAUCCUUAAUAUUAUAAUUGCGCUCGAACAAGUUACAGAAGUAAAACAAAGGCACCAAUGUCCACCGAUGCUUAAUCUUCGAUUUGAAGCUCCCCAUUUAUAUAUUUUGUACAAAUGAUUUGGAAAUAAGUGCUCGUGUCCUCGGGACAUGAUCUCCAAUAUUUAUUGCACUCAAAUGUACUUUACAUAUGUCUUACCUUACGUCAUAUUUUUUCUGUCUUAAAUAGAAAAAAGUGUAGCAUAUAAUUACAAACGAAAUGAUCGGAUAAUCAUAUUUUGUUCGUGCAGUCUGUUACUAUGUGGCUGAACAGAUCGUAAAUAUAUUCUUUCUUUAGUCCAAAGAAAGAUCUGAUACAUACAUAUGGGAAGAAGAGGCAGUCUUUGAAAGAACUACGAAGCACUUUGGCCACUAAGCUAAUUUCAGUAUAUAAUUCAAUAUACAAGUUUAUGCCUUCGUAAUCUUUAUUGCCACCAUUAUUAAUAUUGCUCCAAAAUUGAUAUCCGUUUCCUUUGUGUUUACUUCCACUUGUGUUUACUGUUCAAUAAUUGACAUGUACGAUAUAUUAUAAUUUUCUAUUUGAUAUAAGACAUUGCUCUCUCAUUGUCCAUUGCUGGAUGCAAAGGAUGUAAUACGUUUGUCUUUUUCUAAUAGCCAACCUGGCUUCGGGAUAAUACGUGUCAAGUAUCCGGCGUACCUGUAGUUGAGGAGGAAAAGGACAUAUUGUUACGCGGCGCGUUGUUAUUUUUCAUUAUAUUAUCAACGACAUGUAUACGCCGAGCGCACGAAGCGACCAAGUGUCGCACGCAUCGAUCAAUUACCGUGUGAUUACGCUCUUUAAAGUGAUUAUGCUGAAAUAAUCAGCCGAUAUCGCCGGAAACGAUAUGAUAAAGCUGUGAUAUGCAGCGAGUCGAAGGAUAUCACGUCGCAAUAUCAUAGGGAGGAUCGCGAAGUCGAAUGUAUGAACAGUCGCCAGCUGUUCGGUCGGUUGUUAGGUUAGGGCGAUUCCGGAGUUAGCUCGAAGUGAUUAUAGGCUAGAUCCGCGAGGGGAGGGGGAUCAGUACAGGAGCAGUGGCAAUGCGGAGGUUUGAUUUCUCGGCUGAAUUGUCAAACGAUGUGAACGGAUCGCGCGAGCUAUUGACAGCGUGUCGCGGGGAAUCCACGCGAAAUAUGUGAUUGUCGGAGAUCUCGCCGAGCAGCCGCUGGCCAAACGGCUGUGACCGUAAGACAGACACGAGAGAUACGAGAGAAGGAAGCGAAACUCCGUCCGUGGCACGACGAAGCGGAACGCUUCGGGACGGCCAAUAGUCGCUUGGGAGCUUCCGAUAUGCAUAAUAAUCCCGCGUCGCGAACGAGUCCGCGCGAAUAGUGCGAAAAUCGCGGACGAGUGUACGAGAAACGCUUAAUCAACGCCGACGAAAAAUCUCGCGAGUUCGUGGAAUUCUGACGUGACGUCACGCCGUCGAGUGUGACCGUCGUGGCGCGACCAAGUCAAGGCCGUGCGGAUCCACUUUGUCAAUGGAUUCGGAAAACGUAUAACACGACGGUGGUGUACUGAUGGUAUAUUGAUGUUACCGAUCUGAACGGUUACCCGGUUUUGUCAUGAGAGGCGAGUCUGUCACGGCGAGAAAGGGAAACGUUUCUGCCGACGCGGCACACAAUGGGAUGCAUGCCACUGUCUCGGUUUCCCUGAGUCCGUAUUUGUCAGCGAUAUAGUUACCGUGUGAACCGCUUCCUCCUGCAGAUCUCUCACAACUUGCCAAAAAUCCAAUAACGCGUUGAUCUGGCGCCGUACACCGGAACGAUAAUAUUGAGAGCAUUACGCACGAAAUUAACUAUAUCAUGUGAUUGGAUGAUCACCGAGAUGCUUCUGACACAUUGUCAAGUGUGUACGUUGAGAUCGCUGUUGGAUAGAUUUUAGAAGGAUGCAGCGGAAAGAGACGAGUUAGCUUGAGCUUUGCACUGCCAUAAUAAAGUUCAAACACUGAUAAUCGAUUGCCAGGAAAAUGAAAAUCAUGCCGUGCUCUCUCGUAAUGUAAUUUAAAAAUAAGGAGGCACAUGACAACGUAGUGACUCGCUGUAUCUUACGAUUAAUUCAUAUUUCUUAUUAAAACUCACUUAAGACAGUGUGCGUGUAUAUAGAUCAUGUCUGCGGAAAUUGUAACGAUUAUACACGUAUAUGUGAAGAUGUGAAAAAACCAAUGAAUCCGGUGGAAUCGUCGUGAAUCAUCGAUAUGAGAUCAAUGUUUGGACGUUGUCUGGUUUCAGUCUGCAUGAGAAACGAACAUACAAUGUAGAGAGACAUGUGGUUUUGUUACAACAGCUUCAUUUUGUAACGCAAAUCAUAGUAUCAGCAAGCAAAAAUGAUAAUCACAUCAGCGACAGAAUGAUGAAGAAGUCAUUUGUAAAAUAAUUAAGAUAAAAUAGCGCAGAGUACACAUACAUAGUGUAUAUGCAUUUCAAUUGCAGUAUAGUAGCCGGUAUUAUUUUGAACAUUGAGAGAGCUAUGAGAAAACAUGUGAACUUGAUGGUCAAAACGAGCAAACUGAGAAUAACAUCGAAGGACAGACGGGAAUUUAGUUCAAAACUGUGGAAACGGUGUACUAAUAUGGCAUUAAGAGAAGAUCGUCUAUUUUUUUAUCACACACACGUGAAUAGAUUAACGACGAGGGUAUCAAUUAAACUGUGAAUAUGAAAAGAAGUAUACAUAGCAACAUUUCUUAGGGGUCAUGCCCCCUGGGGCAAAUGGCGGAACAGAGGGCUUGGGCCCGUCUUGUUCUGAGAUACAUAACAAUCAAGAUCACGCUGUAGCUAAACUCACACCUCCUGUUAGAUUUGUUCAACAAUGCUACAAGCAUCUCAAGAGUUCCGGCAUCGGCGAGGCGAGUGUGUACCAUGCAUUGGUUGUAAUAUUUUUGGAAUUUUUUGCGUGGGGACUAUUAACCAUGCCUAUUAUUUCGGUGUUGAAUGAAACGUUCCCGGAUCACACGUUCCUGAUGAAUGGCUUAAUAAUGGGAAUUAAAGGGAUCUUAUCUUUUCUUUCCGCGCCACUGAUCGGUGCUCUCUCUGAUGUGUGGGGUCGAAAAUUCUUUCUAUUUAUCACAGUGGCCUUUACGUGUGCACCGAUCCCCCUAAUGAGCUUUAACACAUGGUGGUUUUUCGCCAUGAUAUCCAUCAGUGGUGUAUUCGCAUGCACGUUCUCAGUGGUGUUUGCGUAUGUCGCGGACGUGACGGAGGAACAUCAAAGAUCGCCGGCGUAUGGCUUGGUAUCGGCAACCUUUGCUGCAAGCAUGGUGAUAAGUCCAGCUUUGGGUGCUUAUAUUAUGACGAUAUACGGACAAAAUCUUACCGUAGCAUUAGCAACUGCUAUUGCAAUCCUGGAUGUGCUUUUCAUACUAGUGGCCGUACCUGAAAGUUUGCCUGAAAAAGCACGCCCGCCAGCACCUAUAUCGUGGGAGCAAGCUGACCCAUUCGCAGCUCUUGGAAAGGUUGGAAAAGAUCAUACUAUUUUAAUGUUAUGUGUCACCGUGUUCCUGAGCUACCUUCCUGAAGCGGGACAGUAUAGUUGUAUAUUUGUUUACUUAAAACUGGCUAUGGGCUUUUCUGUUAUCAUGGUGGCUAUAUUUAUUGCUGUGGUGGGCAUCCUGAGUGUGGGAGCACAGAUUGUAUUAGGACCCUUGAUGAGAGCACUUGGCGGCAAACACACCAUAAUGCUUGGUCUGCUGUUCGAGAUGCUACAGCUCAUGUGGUAUGGAUUCGGCUCACAAACAUGGAUGAUGUGGGCUGCUGGAGUGCUUGCUUCUGUGUCGAGCAUCACGUACCCCGCAAUCUCUGCAUUUGUAUCCAUGCAUUCUGAUGCCGAUAAGCAGGGAUUAGUACAAGGUAUGGUAACGGGGAUGCGUGGUCUCUGCAAUGGACUUGGCCCUGCCAUGUUCGGUGUCAUAUUCUACCUUUUUCACGUGGAUCUUAACGAUGACACGCCCAACCUGCCCCUGAAACCAUCUUUAGUGGAGGAUAACAACAGGACGGGAACUAGUACUCAUCUUGAUAUAAUGCCUCAGCUUGUACCGGGGCCGCCAUUCGUGUUUGGUGCGUUACUCGUGAUCUGUGCUCUAUUGGUGGCCGCGUUUAUUCCCGAAUCAAAUACGAUGUCAACAGGAUCGUUGCAUCAUCCAUCCACUUCCCGGAGGCCCUCCGGUAAAUACGCAUAUCAGAAAUGUUUAUCUUUGGAUGUUCAAUACGAGGCAGACCGAGUGGGAAGUGGAAGAGGAAAGAUCGGUCCGCUAUCACCACUAGUCGACAAUUGUAAUUCUGCCGCGCUAUAGUGUCCGUUCGAAAAGUAAGGCAUGCCAUAUAGCACACAAUGAGGAACGUUCUAAUCGUGAGCGAGAAAGACCUUACUUUCAAUCGGAGCUCAGAGGUCGUCGUUAUGAAGUGCACCUGACUCGAUGGGGACUGUAAUAGAGAGUUGUCCAUAUUGUAUUAUACUAUUUCUUUAAGGCAGUAACUAAGCUUGAUUUUAGGACUAUCAAUGAACUUAAUAUUUAGGUUGUGACAAAUUUCCACAAGCUGAGCUUGUGCGACAUAUACGUGGGUUGAUCUCAAAGUCGAGUUAUAAUCGCACGAUCGAUGCAUCGCGUAACCGAUGUGGUUAUGUUAACGAAAACAAAAGAUAACAAAAAUAAGGCGAAACGUUAUUAUAAAUUUA
Molecule: messenger RNA, 4960 nt
Organism: Dinoponera quadriceps
Lineage: Eukaryota; Metazoa; Arthropoda; Insecta; Hymenoptera; Formicidae
Product: hippocampus abundant transcript 1 protein
Exons: 7
Coding region: 2982-4577 (531 amino acids)
Biological process (GO): transmembrane transport
Cellular component (GO): membrane
Molecular function (GO): transmembrane transporter activity
Source: RefSeq, a predicted model, not a curated record